Symbiodinium pilosum is the source of this 1614-nucleotide messenger RNA. Lineage: Eukaryota; Dinophyceae; Suessiales; Symbiodiniaceae. The record is from the annotation of a GenBank genome assembly.
GAGCUGCAGUCAGUGCUGUCGCUCGACAAGGCGGGCACGCAGACCUCAAGCCUGGAUGAACUCGCAGAGCAGGCAGAGCGAGCCUUAAAGGCGGCCAGGGCCGUGACGGCAAGGCAUGUAGCGGCGGCGAGAAAAUUUGCGCCUCGAAUUCGGAACUCGGCAGCGGCGGAGUAUGCCAAGCUGCAGAAGAAGCUGCAAAGGCUCGAGGCUGAGUUGAAGCCACUCAGAGUACCGGAUCCGCCUCCUAUUGAUAGCGCCAUUCUUGCAGAGUUGUCGGGGAGACUGGAGUCAGUGGAGACCGGCAUACAGGAGGCAAACACCACUCUGGACAGUGGCGACUUUGCCCCAGACGUGCUGCAAAAACUGGAGUCCGAUCUCCUAGACUGGCUCAAAAGCCUGGCGUCAGUCAAGAAGGCUCAGGACGGGCUGAGCAAACCAGCAAAAGACCUGGGGGCAAAACUUCCCAGUGAGCUGGAACCGCUGCGCUCGCGGAUGCUGGCGUGCAAGACAGGCUUAGAUGCUGUUGGACUGCGUCUUCGCGAAGUCAGGGAGGACUUACGCUGUCACAAGAUGCUGGAAACUGCACGGGCUCGUACUGCAGCAGCGGAGGAGCAGCUGGAGAUUGCUGUCAGUAGCUCCACUGCUUUCGAAGAGGGCAUGUUCGAGAUGUCGGCAGCAGAGGCUCAGAGGACGGGCCAACAGUGCCGGAGGGAGGCGGACAAUUGCCAGGGCAAGGUAUCCCAGGCCGCCAGGUUCGCCCAAGCACGUCUUGGCGAUAUCGGCCACGUACCGGAGAAGAACCGGCAAAGCGCUGAACAGGAGCUCAAGGAUAUACAGCAUCGCCUCGACGCAGUGGCGAAGAAGUUGGCGACAGUGCGGCAAGAUGUGGGCCAAAGCGAGGCUUGGGUUCUGCUGCAGGAUGUCGUGACUCCGGUGGCCGACGUGGAGCUCCAAGUGCAGAAGGCAUUGGACGCCAGCGCACCUCUUGUUGCUGCUUCUCAGGACGGCCAGUCGGAGCCUCAGGGCCUGCGAGAGGCCAUGCAGCGAAUGCUGGACACCGAGAAGGCCGCUGCCCUCGCCGCUGCGACUGCGCGGAGGCUGUUGGCUGCUAAAGAGCGUGAGGCACGCGAGCGGCAUCAGGAGGUUCCAGCCUUUGCGACCGGCCUUCAAGAGUUGCAGGCGCGACUUCAGCAGGCUCAGCAGAAACUGACAGAGCAACGGGCCCGAGCUUUGCAGGGUGAGAGGCUCUGGCAGGCGCAGCUGGUCCUGGAACAGGUGGUCGAGAGAAUGCCGCCGGUGGAGGCUGAGGUGGAACAGGUGGAACUCCAGUGCACACCUUUGGGAGAUGAGUGCAGCCCGACACAGGAGCAGCGGUCGGAGGCCGAGGCCGCUCUAAGUGCCGUAGAGCAAUCUCUCCGGGAUGUCGAGGAGGCUGUGAGCUUUGCGCGCGCUCGCACAAGCGCAGCAGCCGCGAACGCAGAGGCCGAACAGGCCCUACUGCAGGUAGAGGUGCGCAUCCAGAACUGCCGAGGCCGCCUUUUCGACCUCAGAUGCAACUCCCCUCUCGUGUCCAAUGAAGAGGAGCCUCCAUCAGCCAAACGCCGGCGGUUGUAG